Messenger RNA from Schistosoma rodhaini, 582 nucleotides. Lineage: Eukaryota; Metazoa; Platyhelminthes; Trematoda; Strigeidida; Schistosomatidae. The record is from the annotation of a GenBank genome assembly.
AUGGCGGAAUCAUUAAGUUUGCAAAGAGAUAUUAAUAGAGUGUUGGAGUUAUUGGAAAUACUUCAGAGAUGUCCCGAAAUACAACCAUCAAAGUUAGCAGCUCUACAGCGUAUACUACAGUCAGACUUUUGCGACAUGAUUCGUGAAGUUUAUGAACAUAUAUACACAACUGUUGAUAUUAAUGGGUCAGAAGAGGUGAAAGCAAGUGCAACAGCUAAAGCUACUGUUGCAGCUUUUGCCGCAAGUGAGGGACACGCUCAUCCACGUGUUAUAGAACUACCAAAAACUAAUGAAGGCCUAGGUUUCAAUGUUAUGGGUGGUAAAGAACAAAACUCACCUAUUUACAUAAGUCGGAUUAUUCCUGGUGGUGUUGCAGAUCGUCAUGGUGGUUUAAAACGUGGUGAUCAGUUGCUUUCAGUUAAUGGAAUUUCUGUGGAGAGUGAACAUCAUGAAAGAGCUGUUGAACUUUUGAAAUUAGCACAAGGUACUGUGAAACUUGUCGUAAGGUAUACACCACGUAUUCUUGAAGAGAUGGAAGCACGCUUUGACAAACAGAAAGCUCGACGUCGACAACUUAAUUAA